AGCCUCCUCCGACUCUCUCUCUCUCUGCAGGCCAAGUUCAAGUCCACAGAUCUGUGGGGGCGAAAGUGGUGGUGAGAAGAAUCUCGAGAAAAUGGCGGAACAAAAGGAUCAGUCGACCUCGAUUCCGCUGAGUCAAGCUGAAAAUGGCGAACAAGAUCCGGAGGAUCCAGCCAAAUCCCCGCCUAGCUCGCCUAACAUGUCCACUCGUAAGGCUUGCUGUUUUGUUCUCCAAAGUUGGGUGUCCAAGAAGUUUAUGACUGGAUGCGUAGUUCUGUUCCCUGUUGCAGUUACAUUUUUCAUCACCUGGUGGUUUAUUGAGUUUGUCGAUGGUUUCUUCAGUCCACUAUAUGAGCAACUUGGCUUUGACAUUUUUGGGCUUGGGUUUGUCACAUCUCUUCUCUUCGUAUUCCUUGUUGGUGUUUUUGUUUCAUCAUGGAUGGGUGCUGCUGUUUUCUCACUUGGAGAAUGGUUCAUAAAGAGAAUGCCCUUCGUUAAGCAUAUAUAUUCCGCAUCCAAACAAAUAAGUGCUGCGAUUUCUCCAGACCAAAAUACCACGGCUUUCAAAGAAGUUGCAAUUAUUCGUCACCCAAGAGUUGGUGAAUAUGCUUUUGGUUUUAUUACAUCCACUGUCACCCUGCAGAAGGAUAAUGAAGAUGAAGAGUUAUGUAGUGUUUUUAUUCCAACGAAUCAUCUAUACAUCGGUGAUAUAGUCCUGAUCAACUCCAAGGAGAUCAUAAGACCAAAUCUAUCAAUCCGAGAGGGCAUAGAGAUCAUUGUUUCCGGGGGUAUGACAAUGCCGCAAGUUAUUUCUCCUUUAGAGAGGGUUUCUCGACAGAAUCAAAUAAUUCCUUUGAGCAGAAUGAUGUAACGGCACAAAAAUUUGAAGCAUUUCAGGUAUUUUUAGAGAGUUAUAUACAAAUCUGUUACCAUCAAAUUGUUCUCUGUUGAGCGGAGUGAUUGAAAAUUAAAAAUUAGGUUGAUUGUUCAUAGCCUAGGCUCUAAGAUCUAUUUGUACUACUAUCUAUCUAUUCAAUUUUCUCUCUUUAUUUUUCAGUGUUUUAACUAAUAUUUUGUUAGGAUUCUGGGAAUAAGU
Morus notabilis is the source of this 1093-nucleotide messenger RNA. Its product is annotated as protein LIKE COV 2. Bases 92 to 868 code for a protein of 258 amino acids. Lineage: Eukaryota; Viridiplantae; Streptophyta; Magnoliopsida; Rosales; Moraceae. Gene Ontology annotation, cellular component: Golgi apparatus. The record is from RefSeq and is a predicted model, not a curated record. The transcript has 8 exons.